Messenger RNA from Chanos chanos (milkfish), 3071 nucleotides. It is a transcript of the gene tmem63ba, whose product is annotated as transmembrane protein 63Ba. Bases 215 to 2674 code for a protein of 819 amino acids. NCBI's taxonomy places the organism in Eukaryota, Metazoa, Chordata, Actinopteri, Gonorynchiformes, Chanidae. Gene Ontology annotation, molecular function: calcium-activated cation channel activity. The transcript is spliced from 24 exons. The record is from RefSeq and is a predicted model, not a curated record. Gene Ontology annotation, cellular component: plasma membrane.
GAAAGAGUGAAUGGAUAUCUUUUCUUUGGGAUUUAGGUGAAUCUUUUUUCGUUCUCUUACCAGUAUUAAUAUUUGCGGACGAACUCAAGCGAAGGAUUUACCAGGAACCUGGGUUUGAUCUGUGGAGUCCCAGUUACAUUAAUACUUGGCUUUGGAUCCUGAAACAGGUGUGCAGGAUGCUGCAGUGAGUGUGCUGUGUGCGCUCUUGCAGACGAUGAGUGAGUUUGGGACACAGGGCUCCAAUGCCUCUAAAGACUGGUGCUACUCCGCCCGUAUCCGCAGCACUGUGCUGCAGGGUUUACCCUUCGGAGGGGUCCCCACUGUGCUCGCCCUUGACUUCAUGUGCUUUCUGGGGCUGCUCUUUGUAUUCUCCAUCCUAAGGAAAGUAGCAUGGGAUUAUGGGCGUCUGGCACUGGUCUCAGACGCAGACAGACAGGAUCAGCGAUAUCGGCUUCUAGAAGAACGGGAAUAUGUGGCUUCAGCCCUGCAGACUCCCUCUGACACCCGCUAUGAGCGUUUGACAUCUGUGUCCAGCUCUGUGGACUUUGACCAGAGAGACAAUGGUUUCUGCUCCUGGCUUACUGCCAUCUUUAGGAUAAAGGUUGAUGAGAUUCGUGAGAAAUGUGGUGAAGAUGCAGUACACUACCUCUCCUUCCAGCGCCACAUCAUUGGCCUGCUCGUUGUGGUUGGCGUGCUGUCAGUGGGUAUCGUCCUGCCUGUCAACUUCUCAGGAGACUUGUUGGAUAAUAAUGCUUACAGCUUUGGGAGAACCACAAUGGCUAACUUGAAGUCUGGGAAUAACCUUCUAUGGCUGCAUACCAUCUUUGCGUUCCUUUAUCUGUUACUGACUGUAUACAGCAUGAGACGACACACCUCUAAGAUGCACUACAAAGAGGACGACCUUGUGAAACGCACUUUAUUCAUAACUGGACUCACAAAAUAUGCAGAGGAAAGACAGAUCAAGCAGCACUUUGAGCUGGCCUAUGAAAGCUGCCAGGUUCUAGAAGUUAGUCUCUGUUACGACGUGGCCAAGCUGAUAUCCCUGAACACUGAGAGGAAGAAAGCGGCACGCAGUAUGAAGUUCUACAGUGACCUCAAGGCUAGAGAGCACAUUCCCACCAUGAUCAACCCCAAACCAUGCGGUCAUCUCUGCUGCUGUAUCAUUAAAGGCUGCGAACAGGAGGAGGCAGUGAGCUACUACACUAACCUUGAAGCCAAACUGAGAGAGGAAUUCAAUAAUGAAAAACAGAAAAUCCCCCAUAAGCCUCUGGGCAUGGCAUUUGUGACCUUCCAGAGCGAGGCCCUGACAGCCACGAUUGUGAAGGACUUUAAUGCAUGUCAGUGCCAGGGAUGUCAUUGUCGAAGGGAACCCAAGUCCUCCUCGUGCAGCACACAUCUCAACGUAAACAACUGGACGGUCACGUAUGCUCCCGACCCACAGAAUGUUUACUGGGAGCACUUGUCCAUCAGCGGUCCGAAAUGGUGGGGUCGCUGCUUCAUCAUUAACUGCCUGCUCUUCAUCUUACUCUUCUUCCUCACCACACCUGCUAUCAUCAUCUCUACCAUGGACAAGUUCAACGUCACCAAGCCUGUGGAGUAUCUAAACAAUCCCAUCAUCACCCAGUUUUUUCCCACCCUGCUUUUGUGGACCUUCUCUGCCCUGCUCCCCACCAUCGUCUAUUACUCCGCCUUCUUCGAGGCACACUGGACCCGGUCUGGAGAGAACAGGACCACCAUGCAUAAGUGCUACACCUUCCUCAUCUUUAUGGUCCUGUUGCUGCCAUCUCUAGGACUCAGCAGCUUGGAUCUUUUUUUCCGCUGGCUUUUUGACAAGAAGUUCCUUGAGGAGGCCGCAAUCAGAUUUGAGUGUGUCUUUCUCCCAGAUAAUGGGGCUUUCUUUGUGAAUUAUGUCAUUGCGUCUGCGUUCAUUGGUAACGCCAUGGAUCUGCUGAGGAUUCCUGGGUUACUCAUGUACAUGAUCCGACUCUGCCUGGCUCGCUCUGCAGCAGAACGCCGCAACGUGAAGAAACACCAAGCGUACGAGUUCCAGUUUGGAGCCGCUUACGCCUGGAUGAUGAACGUCUUCACUGUUGUCAUGACUUACAGUAUCACCUGUCCAAUUAUUGUUCCUUUUGGACUGAUGUACAUGCUGCUGAAACAUUUAGUGGACAGGUACAAUAUGUACUAUGCCUACCUGCCCACCAAACUGGAUAAAAAGAUCCACUCUGGAGCUGUCAAUCAAGUGGUGGCAGCACCAAUACUCUGCCUCUUCUGGCUACUGUUCUUCUCCACUGUCCGCACAGGUUUUGUUACGCCAACCUCCAUGUUCACGUUCGUGGUCUUGAUCGUCACUAUCAUUGUGUGCCUCUCUCAUGUGGUCUUUGGCCAUUUCAAAUACCUCAGCGCACACAAUUACAAGAUUGAAGCGGGGGAUGUGGGAGAUGGUGGGGAGAACGGACGUCCUGCAGAUGCAUCACCCCAAGGCAGAUGCACGACGUACAUUGCCCAGGUCCUGCAGAGUUCAAACUCAGACGAGAUGGACCCAGGCAAUGGUGAGGACGAUGGCCAGGGGUCCUCACAGGACGAGGAACUGAUCGGUGGAGAAAGUGGCAUCAACGAAGGGGACUUUCAGUCUGGAGAGGACAGCCUAAUUGCCAAUGAGGUCAGACAGUGACCCUGGCCCAACCUAUACCACAAACAGAGGAACGUGGCAUAGGCGGUGCACUGAACUUAAGUCAGUGAAGCUAACAAGACUCUAUGGAUACAAACUGUAGAACUCAGAACUGUGCAUCUGGACCAGUGGGCUCUGUCGAGUCCACGGAACGAAGAGGCACAGCAGUGGAAGCGCAUGUCGUCGACUCAAACCUGAAUCCUCUCAACUGUUGAGCCUUAAGGCCAUAGAACAGACACUAACAUGGUUGCUAUGUUCUCUUUUCUUGUACUUGAUUUGGUAAAGCCACUCCUGCUUACCCCCCAUUCAUUGACUCAUACGCACAGACAUACGCCGACUAACCCACACUGGACAAGUCCACGCCUGAGAUCAUCUUUAACCAAUAACUAACAUCGCUCAU